CCCGCUCCCGCCCGCGCCCGCCGGGCUCGCCGCGCAGCCAUGGCUCAGCACUUCUCGCUGGCCGCCUGCGACGCGGUGGGCUUCGACCUGGACCACACUCUGUGUCGCUACAACCUGCCCGAGAGCGCCCCGCUCAUUUACAACAGCUUUGCUCAGUUCCUGGUCAAAGAGAAAGGAUAUGACAAGGAGUUGCUAACUGUGACUCCCGAGGAUUGGGAUUUCUGCUGCAAGGGCUUGGCACUGGACCUGGAAGAAGGGAACUUCAUUAAACUUGCAGAUGAUGGCACCGUGCUCAGGGCGAGCCACGGCACGAGGAUGACGGCCCCCGAGGCGCUGGCCCACCAGUACGGCGGGAAGCCGUGGAAGCACUUCCCGGGCGACGUGGGACCGGCCGGCCGCUCAGGAAAAUAUUAUUUUUAUGAUAACUACUUUGACCUGCCAGGAGCUCUGCUGUGUGCCAGAGUGGUGGACUCUCUGACAAAGCAGAACAAUGGUCAGAAAACAUUUGACUUUUGGAAGGACAUAGUUGCUGGUAUACAACACAAUUAUAAAAUGUCAGCUUUUAAGGAAAACUGCGGAAUAUACUUUCCAGAAAUCAAGAGGGACCCGGGCAGGUACGUGCACACGUGUCCCGAGCCUGUGAAGAAGUGGCUCCGGCAGCUCAAGAGCGCCGGGAAGGUCCUGCUGCUCAUCACCAGCUCUCACAGCGACUACUGCCGGCUUCUGUGCGAGCACAUCCUCGGGAACGACUUUACAGACCUUUUUGACAUUGUGAUCACAAAUGCACUGAAGCCUGGUUUCUUCUCCCAUUUACCAAGUCAAAGACCUUUCUGGACACUUGAAAACGAUGAGGAGCAGGAGGCGCUACCGUCUCUUGAGAAACCUGGCUGGUACUCCCAAGGGAACGCCGUCCACCUCUACGAGCUUCUGAAGAAAAUGACUGGCAGAGAUGAGCCCAAGGUCGUUUACUUUGGUGACAGCAUGCACUCAGACAUUUUCCCAGCCCGUCAUUAUAGUAACUGGGAGACAGUCCUCAUCCUGGAAGAGCUCAGAGGGGACAGAGACGGGAAGCCUGAAGAGUCCGAGCCUCUAGAGAAGAAAGGAAAAUACGAGGGACCAAAGGCAAAGCCUCUAAACACAUUAUCUAAGAAGUGGGGCUCUUUUUUUAUUGAUUCAGUGUCGGGACUGGAAAACACAGAAGACUCACUGGUCUACACCUGGUCUUGUAAGAGAAUCAGUACUUACAGCACAAUCGCAAUUCCAAGUAUUGAAGCAAUAGCAGAAUUACCCCUGGACUACAAAUUCUCAAGGUUCUCUUCAAGCAAUUCAAAAACAGCUGGCUACUAUCCAAAGCCUCCGUUGAUUCUAUCAAAUAAUGAGACACUGACAACCAAAUAGACUGUCUUUACUGAAAAAUGAAGAACCAUAUAUGCAGCAAAUGUACUGUAAAAUGUUACUUUUUAAAAAAUAUGUGAAAUGCUUUAUAGGAACAUAUUCUGAAUGAUAAUUGACCAAGAAAUCGAUAAUGUUUUUCCAUAGGUCUCCUUUCUGUAUAGAACAUCUUGAUGCCCAGCAACUCUCAUUAUACUGAAAUCUCAGUAUCUUAGAACUGAAAAGAACCUUAUUAAUAUUUUCUACACCAAUAGUUCUGAGAUUAGGACUCACCUGGGAGGAUAUAUACAUACAUAUUCACACACACACACACACACACAUUUACACAUAUGCUAGACCAGUGGUCCUCAAAGUGUGGUCCCCAAGCUAUUAGCACAGCAUCACCUGAGAACCUGGUAAAAUUCAAAUUUGCAGGCCCCACCCAAGACCUGCAUAAUCAGAAACUCUGGGGAUGCAGCCCAGCAACCUGUGUUUAAUAUUAGUGUGAAUCAUAUACUAAGGUUCAAGAAUCACUAGCUACACCGUAACCUCCAGACAUUGGUUUAAUUGGUCUGGAAAUAAGAGAUGAGCACAGACAUUUACCUGCCCCAGGAAAAUGCAGCCAGAAUUGAGAAUAACUGAUCUAUAUCUGUUCCUUCCACUUACAGCCAAAAACACUGAGUCUAGUGAGAAUAAAUGAUAUUUCCAAGUUA
This is a messenger RNA of Nyctereutes procyonoides (raccoon dog), 2084 nucleotides long. RefSeq names its product 5'-nucleotidase domain containing 1 (gene NT5DC1). The record is from RefSeq and is a predicted model, not a curated record. Gene Ontology annotation, molecular function: 5'-nucleotidase activity. Bases 40 to 1398 code for a protein of 452 amino acids. Lineage: Eukaryota; Metazoa; Chordata; Mammalia; Carnivora; Canidae. The transcript has 12 exons.